Sphaeramia orbicularis (orbiculate cardinalfish) is the source of this 1053-nucleotide messenger RNA. RefSeq names its product protein Wnt-8a-like. The record is from RefSeq and is a predicted model, not a curated record. Bases 1 to 1053 code for a protein of 350 amino acids. Gene Ontology annotation, biological process: canonical Wnt signaling pathway; multicellular organism development; neuron differentiation. Lineage: Eukaryota; Metazoa; Chordata; Actinopteri; Kurtiformes; Apogonidae. Gene Ontology annotation, cellular component: extracellular region. The transcript is spliced from 6 exons. Gene Ontology annotation, molecular function: frizzled binding; cytokine activity.
AUGGUGAAUGUAUUAUUUUGGCUCCUGCCUCUUCUGCACAAAAUGUGUCCCGGACAUGCUUGGGUCGCAAGUAACCUUCUAAUGACGGGACCCAAGGCCUAUCUCAUCUACGCAGGAAGCGUGCAGGUGGGUACACAGACUGGGGUUGAGGAGUGUAAACGCCAGUUCGCUUGGGACAGAUGGAACUGCCCGGACAGCGCAAUCCAGCUCAAGGGACUAAGAAGAGCCACCAGAGAGACUUCUUUCGUUCAUGCCAUUAGUGCAGCAGGGGUCAUGUACACUCUGACCAGGAACUGUAGUCUAGGAGACCUGGACAACUGCGGCUGUGAUGUCUCAAAAAACGGGAAAAUUGGCGGAAGCGGCUGGUUAUGGGGAGGCUGCAGUGAUAAUGUGGAUUUCGGAGAGAGGAUUUCCAAACACUACGUGGAUUCGCAGGAGACAGGUCAGGACUCCAGGGCUACUGUGAACCUGCACAACAACGAGGCCGGACGCCUGGCCGUGAAGGCAACAAUGCAGCGCAUCUGCAGAUGUCACGGCAUGUCUGAGAGCUGCAGUGUCCAAACCUGCUGGACUCAACUGUCUGAUUUCAUGGAAAUAGGGAAUUACUUGAAAAUCAAACACAACCAAGCCCAAAAAUUAGACAUUGACAAAAAGCGCAUGAGGGCAGGAAACAGCGCAGACAAAGGAGGAGGCAUCCUGGACGCGUUCGGCAGCAUAGCGCAGACAGAGCUGGUCUACCUGGAGGACUCUCCGGACUACUGCAGGAGGAACUCCAGCAUGGGUCUGCACGGAACCGAGGGCCGGGAGUGUGUGCAGCACGGAGAGGGGCUGACCCAGUGGGAGAGGAGAAGCUGCCGCAGGUUGUGCCAUGAAUGCGGCCUGGGGGUGGAGGAGAAGCGCAUAGAAGUGGUCAGCAGCUGCAACUGCAAAUUCCACUGGUGCUGCAAAGUGAACUGUGACAACUGCUCUGAAGUUGUGGUCAAACAUGUGUGCGCCAGGAGGGAGGGUCCCGAUGGAUAUGGAUUUAGAAGGAGACAUCGAGGACCCAAAUAA